AUGCCUAACGGCGGCUCGGUGGGUGCGUACUCGGCGUCGCACGGCGUGGACAUGAUCCGGCAGCAUGUGGCAGAGUACAUCGCGCGGCGGGACGGCCACCCCAGUCGCUGGCAGGACGUGUGCCUCUCCGCCGGCGCCUCCACCGCCAUCAAGAACUGCCUGCAGCUGCUGUGUAACCCCGUCGAUGGGAAGCCGUCGGGUGUGAUGAUCCCGAUCCCGCAGUACCCGCUGUACUCGGCGUCGCUGGCGGAGUACGGUCUGCGGCAGGUGCACUACUACCUCGACGAGCCGCGCGGCUGGGGGCUGGACGUCGGUGAACUAGAGCGCUCGCUCACCGACGCCGCGAAGGAUACCGCCGUGCGGGCGAUCGUGGUUAUUAACCCCGGGAACCCUACUGGACAGGUGUUGACUCGCGAGAACAUCGAGGCGGUGAUAAAGUUCGCGCACGCGCACCGCCUGUUCAUCUUCGCGGACGAGGUCUACCAGCACAACAUCUACGCCGAGGGCAGCCAGUUCCACUCCUUCAAGAAGGUGCUAGUAGAGAUGGGCGCGCCUUACGUGAACGAAGUGGAGCUAGCGUCGUUCAUGUCGGUGAGCAAGGGCUACAUGGGGGAGUGCGGGCUGCGCGCCGGCUGGAUGGAGCUCGUCAACAUGCAGCCCGAGGUCCAGGCUCACCUCUACAAGGCCAUCUCCGCCAUGCUGUGUCCCGCCGUCACCGGGCAGAUCGCUAUUGAUUGUGUGGCCAAGCCCCCCGCGCCCGGCGAGCCGUCAUACGACCUGUGGCUGUCGGAGACGACGGCGGUGCUGGCCUCGCUCAAGAAGCGCGCGCGGAUGAUCGUCGACACCUUCAACAACAUGCCCGGUUUCCAGUGUAACGAUGUGCAGGGUGCUAUGUACGCAUUCCCGAGCAUCGAACUACCGCCCAAGGCGAUCGAGGUGGCCAAGUCGAAGGGGCUCGCGCCAGACGUCUACUACGCGUUCAGGCUGCUGGAGGAGACAGGUAUCUGCAUCGUCCCCGGCACCGGGUUCGGCCAGCGUCCCGGCACGUUCCACUUCCGCACCACCAUCCUGCCGCAGCCGCAGCUGCUGCAGGAGAUGCUCGACAUCUUCAAGGGUUUCCAUACCAAGUUCACCAAGGAGCACUCGUAAGUGCACUCGGUGGGUGAAGGCGGCCGUGGGUGAAGGGUUACCCUGGGUGAAAUUUUACCCUGGGUGAUGCGUUACUUUGGGUAAAGCAUUAUUUGGGUAAAACGCUGUCCUGGGUGAAGUCUUACCCUGGGUAUAGUGGAACUCUCGGUGAUGCGUUACCCAGGUAUGAUAGUACAUAAUUAUACCUACCCUGUGAUGAUUAUAAGUGAAGUUUUACCAUCAGUGAUGCAUUGUCCUGGGUGAAAUGUUACCCGAGGUAUUUGGUUACCUAGACACAUUUUUCACUCUGGCUUCUCGAGGUGCAGCGAUACUUUGUUAUGGUGAAUAGUAAUAUAGUGUAGUAGCACCCUGGGUUAAAUAUUACUCUGGGUGACUCGUCACCAUAGUUGCAUGUUAUAAUAAUGUUGGCAUAAUAGUAUUUUCUAAAUGCAUUUUGCAUAGCCUUAUUUAAUUUAUGUACAGAGUAUCACAAAAACUUACAGUAAUAUUUUACAGAUUAUUGUUUUAAUAUUAUUAUCAAAUAAGAUGUGUUUAUAAAAGACAGCCAAGAAACCUAUGGUAUUAAAAUUGAAUAUUUUUAUUAUUUUCUUUGAUCACUUUGUUUCUUUUAUUCUUUAAUGUUUGUAUAUUAUUAUACGUAGUAUCUUUUAAUUUAAAUUGUUCUGUGAUUUUGUGACGUUUUGGAGUCGAGAAUUAUUAUUGUAUUUUCUUAUAAAUACAUAAAUCAAUCGAAAAGAAAGCAGCGCGUGGUUUUUACAGCAUUUAUAACUUUUAUACAAACAAAGCACAAGUCAGUAUAAUAUUACAUACUUUAAUAAUUGAUUUAUUUACAAAUUGUAUAUUAUAAGAUUAAUUGAAACAAAAAGGACGUAUUAUAUUUCUGAGCUG
Molecule: messenger RNA, 2037 nt
Organism: Aricia agestis (brown argus)
Lineage: Eukaryota; Metazoa; Arthropoda; Insecta; Lepidoptera; Lycaenidae
Product: alanine aminotransferase 1-like
Exons: 8
Coding region: 1-1149 (382 amino acids)
Biological process (GO): biosynthetic process
Molecular function (GO): pyridoxal phosphate binding; L-alanine:2-oxoglutarate transaminase activity
Source: RefSeq, a predicted model, not a curated record